AUGUCCAGCAAAUUCUUACAGUUGCAUAAGUCGUUUCGAAAAAAGUUUUCGCUACCAAAUUCUCAUAUAGUUCAGUGGUUUCCAGGUCAUAUGAUGAAAGGGAUGUUUCAGAUACAGGCCAAAUUGAAAGCCAUUGAUUGCAUCGUUGAAAUACACGAUGCACGGCUUCCGUUUUCGGGAAGAAAUUUACAUUUAAGAGAUAUAAUCAAACUGCGUCCCCACAUUCUGUUAUUAAAUAAAGCGGAUCUGACUGAUUUUGCUGAAAACAGCAGUAAGAAGGAUAAGGUUGUGACAGACCUAAAAAGUCAAGGCGUUGACAACGUGUAUUUCACAAGCUUUCGACAAUCUACACACCAGCAAGUUUUAAGCGACAUUUUACCGAUGGUAAAGGAUCUGGUUUAUUCAAGACCCAGAUAUAACAGGGAAGGAAACGAAGAGUUAAAUUUGCUUGUUGUUGGUGUUCCUAAUGUUGGAAAGUCCACUUUUAUUAAUUCCUUAAGAAAUGCUACUCUGAUGAAGAAAGGAAAAGCAACAACGGUGGGCGCUCUAGCUGGUAUUACAAGAAGUGUUUUGACUAAAAUUAAAGUGAGUUCAAAUCCUCCUGUGUAUAUUAUUGAUACGCCAGGUAUAAUGCCUCCGAAGAUACCCGGGCUAGAAACGGGUAUGAGACUUGCAGCUUGCGCCUGCUUGCCAGACCAGCUGGUAGGGGAGGUGAGCAUAGCUGAUUACAUCUUGUUCUGGUUGAACAGCAGAAGACACUUUGAUUAUGUUGACUAUUUUGAACUUGAUGAACCUUCGGAUAAUAUUUUGAAUGUGUUGGCCAAAAUUGCCAUCAGGAACAAAACCAUUUUACGUGUUAAGGAUGUUGCAACCAAUCAGUUUGUUUAUCGUCCUAACAAUUUAGCUGCUGCAGUUAUGUUCUGUGCUGCAUUUCGAGAUGGUAAAUUAGGUAAAUUUACUCUUGAUGAUGAGAAUGAAUAG
Messenger RNA from Candidula unifasciata, 981 nucleotides. The record is from the annotation of a GenBank genome assembly. NCBI's taxonomy places the organism in Eukaryota, Metazoa, Mollusca, Gastropoda, Stylommatophora, Geomitridae.